Vigna radiata var. radiata (mung bean) is the source of this 2690-nucleotide messenger RNA. Its product is annotated as auxin efflux carrier component 8. Gene Ontology annotation, biological process: auxin export across the plasma membrane; auxin polar transport. The transcript is spliced from 6 exons. Bases 1 to 1089 code for a protein of 362 amino acids. Gene Ontology annotation, cellular component: plasma membrane; endoplasmic reticulum. Lineage: Eukaryota; Viridiplantae; Streptophyta; Magnoliopsida; Fabales; Fabaceae. Gene Ontology annotation, molecular function: auxin efflux transmembrane transporter activity. The record is from RefSeq and is a predicted model, not a curated record.
AUGAUUUCCUUAGCAGAUGUCUACCAUGUUGUCACUGCCACUGUCCCAUUAUAUGUGACCAUGGUUCUAGCCUACAUCUCAGUCAAGUGGUGGAAGCUCUUCACCCCAGAACAAUGUUCAGGCAUAAACAAAUUUGUGGCCAAUUUCUCAGUCCCUAUUCUGUCAUUCCAAGUCAUUUCAUCCAACAACAUUUACAAAAUGAGCCUCAAACUGGUUUAUGCAGACUGUGUUCAGAAAUUGCUUGCAUUCCUGAUCUUCACAGCAAUCAUUAAGAUCAAGGGCAGAGGUGGUCUGAAGUGGAUCAUAACUGGUCUCUCACUCUCAACACUUCCCAACACUUUGAUCCUUGGAAUUCCUCUCAUGAAGGCCAUGUACAGGGAUGAAGCUUCUCUUCUCCUGCCACAGGUUAUUUUCCUCCAGAGCAUGGUCUGGUAUAAUCUCUUGUUGUUUCUUCAUGAGUUGGAUGCUGCAAUUCCUGCAAGGACCAUGCCUGUUGUUGCACCACCAUCACAAGACUCAGGAGAAUCUGAUACUUCUCAGGAGAUACAAUCAAAAGAAGAAGAAGAAGAAGAACAUAGAACACAGAGCAAAACGAGGAUGCUGAUCAUUCUUAUGAAAGUGGGGAAUAAAUUAAUCAUUAAUCCUAAUACCUAUGCAACUUUCAUAGGUCUUAUUUGGGCAAGCAUACAUUUCAGGUGGGGAGUGGAUAUGCCAGAUGUUGUUAACCAGUCAAUAGAAAUAUUGGCAAGUGGAGGUCUAGGCAUGGCAACUUUCAGCUUAGGUCUAUUUAUGGCAUCAAACAACAGAAUCAUAGCAUGUGGGCCAAGGAUGACAAUGGUGGCAAUGGGCCUGAAAUUUCUUGUUGGGCCUGCUAUAAUGGCUGUAGCCUCCAUUGUGAUUGGAUUAAGAGAUAGAAUGCUCAAAGUGGCAAUCAUUCAGGCAGCUCUACCCCAAGGAAUUGUUCCUUUUGUUUUUGCUAGAGAGUAUAAUGUCCAUCCAGGAAUUUUAAGCACAGGGGUCUUGCUAGGAAUGCUCAUGGCCUUGCCUGUGGCAUUGACCUACUAUGUCCUCUUGUCACUCUGCUUCUGAUACACUAUGUCAAGUAUAUAUAUAUAUUAUAUACCAGAAACAAUGACAGAAGAGUUUGCAUUGGUGUAAAACCAACAGUUUAAACAUAGUUGUAUAUUGUCAGUAUUGAUUCAUAUAUAGUUAGAGAGAGAAUAAAAACAAGAUAUCUUUAUCACAAAUUGCAUGAGUAGAGAAAAAAAAAAUAUAUAUUUUGCAUCAGUUGGUUCAACAAAGAAAUAAAGCAUGAUUGUGCUUUCAUCAUCUUAAAAAUUCAAAUACCAAGAAAUUAGAUAUACUGUAAUUAAGGUUUUGAAGUAUCUAAAAAUGAUGAAGUGACUUGUCCAGAACGUUUGAAGUAGACUUAGGAUUAUUCUUUUGAUGGAUUGAAGUCUAGGUUCGGUUGAAAUUAAGUGACACUAAAGUGUGACUGAGAUGGCUGUAAGAAGCACUGUGACGCUCAAGAAUACUAGAAUUAUGAAGCUAAGUGAUGAUGUAUGCUACAUUGACUUGACGAUAUACAUAAAAGUCAGAAAUUAAUUGAAUUUCCUAAUAUGCGCCUUAGGUUUUAUGUGAAUGAUAUAUUUUUUUAAUCCAAGCAUGAUUCACUGUUUAUCGAUGUUAGUUUUCUUGAAAGGGUUGUUGACUAGGUGUUAAUCUUUGUCAAUAUUUGUAAUGUGAUUUUCUGCUAUCCUAAUAUUGGCGUAGUGGCUAUAUGGAUUGGGCUCUUUUCGCAACGUGUCCGAAGAACAUAAAAUAAAUAACUUUAAACAAUACAAGCUGUAUGUUUUAGGAAUCAAAUUCUGCAAUUACUCAAUACAUAAUACGUGUGAACAGUGACGAGAAAAAGCUGAAGGCGAAUUUUUUUACAAAAUCUUAAUGGAAUAAAAUCCAAAGUUGGAAAUUUGGAAUGAAAAUGUCCUAUAGUUUGGAGGUGCGAUGAAGAUGUGCAGGUAAACACAAGUAUAGAGCUAUCUACCUUUCUACCUUCUCUAAAUUAUUUAUGAUUUCGCUUGCUAUUGGUAAAUUUAAGUGGGACUAGUGUUAUAUGAAACACUACGAAGAGAAGUUUAAAAUAAAUUUAUUGUAAAUUUUCCAAUUGUAUUCAACUUCUGAAAAUAGUAAGAAAGAAUAUUAAAAGACAACAAUCAAUCUUACAUUUAAAUUUCAUUAACUUUUAAAAUUUGUGCCAAAUAUACGGGUUAUAAAAACCAGAAAAACAUGGAAACAGUUCUUCUCAUUUUCUUCAAGCGUUCUGUUGAGGUAACAAUUUUGUUUUAAAAAUAUGCUCAUAAGACAGGCACUUCCAAAUAUAUUUUGGAGACAAACAAAAUUUAAAAUAAAUAAAAAAUUUAAACAGCAAAUACACAAGGCGUGCUACACUUUCACACAAUUUUCCCUUAUUGGAACAAAUGCAAUGAGCCAUUCAUAUAUUUAAGAAAGAUAAAUAAAAUCACUGUUCCCAUUGCGUCAAAGCUUGCGGCCUGACCAAGUUGGACCAAUCCUCAACUUGAUCAGUAAUUUUUUGUAUUUAUGACAUUUAAUAACUUCGAUAUGAUAAAUGCAAUAUAAACAACACCUAUAUAAAAUAUGAAAAACUUUGUUCUCUUAGUAGUAACUUCCUU